UCCACAUCCCCUUUCUCCCUCCCUCUCUUCCAAUGUCCGAUCACCACCAGAUCUCCCAUCUUCCUCCGCCGUUCGCCGCCCAUCUCGAACGGAAAUGGAAGCCCCAUCUCGAAAAAGCCCCCAAUUGCCCCCGUUGCGCCUCCGCCAACACCAAAUUCUGUUAUUACAACAACUACAGCCUCUCCCAACCUCGUUACUUCUGUAAAUCCUGCCGCCGCUACUGGACCAAAGGCGGCUCCCUCCGCAACGUCCCCGUCGGCGGCGGCUGCCGCAAGACCCGCCGUUCCAAAUCCUCAACCUCCUCCACUAUCUUACCAAACGUAAUUUCAACCCAAAUUACCGAACACUCUUCCCGAUCCGAUAUCGAUCUUGCUGCCGUUUUCGCUAAAUUUUUAAACACCCCAUCGAGCACAAAGCCCCACGUAUCGACCAGCUCCCCGGAAUCGACUGACCCAUCAGACAAUCUAACAGCCAAGAAUCCCGAGAUCUUCUUCGAAGAGCUAUCCGAUUUAUUCAAUCAACCCGAAGAUCGGAUUACAAAGGACUAUGAAAAUUUCCCAUUUGAGUUACAACCCGAACUAACCAUCGAUGAACUAUGGCCAUCGCAACCGAUCGAACAACUUCAAGAAUGGGAAUCUUUCUCGUGCAAUUACAACGCGGAAUUUUUGUGAUAUAUCAUUACAUUAUAUACAUUUUUCAUACUCUUAUGUGAAAAAAAGAAAUUUAUUCUAUGGUACAUAGAACAUAGGAUUUUAAUACUGUUACAUUGAAAACUAUAUAUUAAAAUAAAAUUUGUAU
This is a messenger RNA of Cucurbita pepo subsp. pepo (vegetable marrow), 798 nucleotides long. Its product is annotated as dof zinc finger protein DOF1.2-like. Gene Ontology annotation, biological process: regulation of DNA-templated transcription. Gene Ontology annotation, molecular function: DNA binding; DNA-binding transcription factor activity. Lineage: Eukaryota; Viridiplantae; Streptophyta; Magnoliopsida; Cucurbitales; Cucurbitaceae. The record is from RefSeq and is a predicted model, not a curated record.